Molecule: messenger RNA, 371 nt
Organism: Aspergillus alliaceus
Lineage: Eukaryota; Fungi; Ascomycota; Eurotiomycetes; Eurotiales; Aspergillaceae
Exons: 1
Coding region: 48-335 (95 amino acids)
Source: RefSeq, a predicted model, not a curated record
CUCUCCUUUUAUAUCAUUGUAGGAAUUUUACUUUUUAUUCAUGCUGGAUGACACGGAAAAUUCCUCAGCUUAACCAGAGUGAGGUCGAUAAAUACGUCGCCACCAUUUUGGACCUGUCUCAAAGUCUUCUCUCAGAUACAUAUAUCCCGGGAGUCCUCUUAUUAUUUCCUUUGCGAAUGGCCGGAGCCCAUGUUCUUGAGAGCCGUGCACAGGAGAGAGUAUUGGGAACUAUUCGCCAGAUACGGCAAAAAGGAUUCAUCGUUUCAGAUAGGAUUGAAGUCGAUUUACAAGAUUUUUGGCACUACAAAUUGGGGAUAAUUGGCGAAAAGCAAUGAAAUGCGAGUAUGAGUUACCUCCAGCAUGAGAGGGAA